UUGAGGAGCACUAAUUCAAGUGAGAUGAUGAAUGAUUUGUUGGCUCUCUUUUUGUGAUCUGUUGUUAGGUCUUCUCUUGUCCAAUUAUUAAUGCAUUUAAGUUUUCAUUAAAAAGAAAAAAAAAAUUCAAGUGAGAUGCAGUUUGUAUUGCAUUAAUUUGACGAAGGCUUGGAUGAGUGCAUGACUUUAUUGACAUGAAAAAUUGUAAAGGCGAGACAUUUUAUUCAAGAAACGAAAGGAGUAAGAUAUAGAUACAAGAAAAAGGCCCACUGUAAGGGUAAGAUAGAGGCACUAAACUCGGCAUAGCAACAUCAAAUGGGUGAAGCGGUGGCGAGCGUGAUUUUGGUGGUGGUAGUGCCGUUGCUGGUGGUGGGUUCGGUUGAAUGCGAAUGCGAGUUGAAGGCAAUCUUCAACUUCGGAGAUUCAAACUCCGACACCGGUGGCUUCUACGCAGCUUUUCCCGCCCAGUCCGGUCCCUUCGGAUCCACCUUCUUCCACAAACCUGCCGGAAGAGCUACCGACGGCAGACUCAUUCUCGAUUUUCUCGCUCAAGCACUGGGAUUACCAUUUUUGAGCCCUUAUCUGCAAUCAAUAGGAGCUGAUUACAGACAUGGAGCCAACUAUGCAACAUUGGCAUCUACAGUUCUUCUCCCUAAUACUUCUUUGUUUGUCACUGGAAUCAGCCCUUUUUCUCUCGCCAUUCAGCUCAACCAAAUGAAGCAGUUCAAAGCCACAGUUGAUGAAGUUGGUCACCUUGACCCGAAGCUUCCUUCACGGGAUAUCUUUGGAAAAUCUCUGUAUACAUUCUACAUUGGGCAAAAUGACUUUACGUCCAACUUAGCUGUCAUUGGCAUUGGCGGGGUGAAGGAAUACCUUCCUCAAGUUGUUUCACAGAUUGCUGCAACUGUUAAGGAGCUGUAUGAACUUGGAGGGCGCACAUUUCUGGUGCAGAAUCUUGCACCAGUGGGAUGUUACCCUGCACUUUUGGUGCAGCUUCCUCAUGAAAGAACAGACGUUGAUGAGUUUGGAUGCUUGAUUUCUUACAACAAUGCAGUACGCGACUAUAACAACAUGUUGAAGCAGACAUUAAACCAAACCAGAGCAAGUCUUUCAGAUGCUUCCAUCAUUUAUGUGAAUACCCACUCUGUGAUGCUAGACCUUUUCCAGCACCCCAAAUCUCAUGGGCUACAAUAUGGUACCAAAGCAUGCUGUGGACAUGGAGGGGGUGACUACAACUUUGACCCAAAACUUUACUGUGGCAAUUCCAGACAGAUAAAUGGGAGCACAGUGACAGCAUCAGCCUGUGAUGAUCCCUAUAACUAUGUAAGCUGGGAUGGCAUCCAUGCCACUGAAGCUGCAAACAAGCUCAUUACUUUAGCUAUUCUUAAUGGCUCCUACUCUGAUCCUCCUUUCCCUUUUCAUCAUCUCUGUCAUCUUCAUCCAAUAGCUUGAACACAUUACAUUCCUUCCUCAAGGUUACAGAAAUCAUUUCCAUUAAUAAAGGGAUUUGGGAAUUCCUAUUUAGGUGCUGUUUU
Messenger RNA from Prosopis cineraria, 1535 nucleotides. Its product is annotated as GDSL esterase/lipase At4g01130. Gene Ontology annotation, molecular function: hydrolase activity, acting on ester bonds. The record is from RefSeq and is a predicted model, not a curated record. Bases 316 to 1452 code for a protein of 378 amino acids. The transcript is spliced from 5 exons. NCBI's taxonomy places the organism in Eukaryota, Viridiplantae, Streptophyta, Magnoliopsida, Fabales, Fabaceae.